Molecule: messenger RNA, 600 nt
Organism: Dibothriocephalus latus
Lineage: Eukaryota; Metazoa; Platyhelminthes; Cestoda; Diphyllobothriidea; Diphyllobothriidae
Source: the annotation of a GenBank genome assembly
AUGGCUGUGCUUCUAGGCAAUCGGUUUUCUGAAUGGCGCUAUGAUACCGGAUAUCUGCGGUUCCCAGCUCUCUCUACAAUUACUAUGGCUGCUCCACCGCUUCUACUUUCAACCAUUGCCAGUACUGAUCAAGAUGCAGUUAUCGCUUGGGAUCCUGUAGCUGGGAAUCCAAUCGUCAGUUUCAGCGGAGACACACCAGCCCGGUCCACUCUGACAGCCACAAAGGCCCUUGUCGUAUGCGCUGUUGCCAAAAAGCCGGUUCUCCAAAUGUGGUCCUUUCAAUCAUCUGCGGCACACAAACGACUCACUACCAAGGGCGUAGUUAACGCCCUUGCCUUCACUCAUGACGAUUCCAUACUCUUUUUGGCAAUCGAAAAGAGUAUUUAUGCCUAUCAGUUCUUUGACGCACUUACUGGCCAACUUUCAUCCACCGUCCUCUCCAACAGUCCACCGUUAUCAAGCAUUUGCUCAGCUCCCUACAGUAACCAUGUCUUUUGUGGUACUGAGAACGGCAUUCUGCACACAAUUUGGAUCAAAAAUCCUCAGGACUUGCAAUCCCUCGAACUCUCCUUCCGGCGAUGUUUCGCUGAGUCAGGGUAA